UUGCACUACAGCGCGGGGGCUCUCUAGUCGAUGGGAGCGGAAACUUUUUGAAGUGUGCCGGCCACUCGCCUCCCUUUGCGCGGGUAGGGCCAGGACAGGAGUCGUUCCUGUCCCUGCGCUCAGCCUAAACCUCGCUCCUCCUCUCCACGCGCACUGAAACCCACACGGCCCCAGCGAGGCAGGAAGGGUGUAACUUGCUCCCUCCCUGGGUCAUAAUAACAAGCAGGGUGCCGGGGCAACCGCGCGGGCAGGAGCCGCGCCACCAGCAGCGUGCAUUGCGCCCUUGACCUCCCCGCCGGGCUGCUUCCUCCCCGGCCUUUCCCCUCCCCACCCCCGGACCCACUGCAACCUUUUGCAGCUUAUAUCCCGAAGAGAAAGCAGAGGCCAGCAUGCAGCCCCCGGAGCGUAAAGAGGAGGGCGCUCUCCUCCCUCCGAUUAACGGGCCUACCACAGUAAGGGCCGGCGCCGCCGCCUCCAUCCCUAUCGCCCCGCUUUGGAGACCCAGGUCUGCUCGCCUGGCGCCGCCCGCUGUAGGUGUUAGAAAGUGGGAUCCCUAUGAGUCGACAAUGAAACACGAUUUUAUCUUUACACCUGCAACAGAAUUCAUUGCAGACUGUGCCCGAGGAGGGAGAGGACAUGCCAUUCCUUUUCAAGUCAACGAACCUACUGGAAGGAACACCUACACGGAUGAGUUUUGCUGGAAACCUUAUUGCAAGGCAGAACCUAUAAGGGCUGCCUCUGCAACAGGAAUAAGGCGAAACAACCCUCAGCCUUCAGAUCGUUUCCUGGUUUGGAAGCUGCCUCAAGAUGAAGCAGAGAAUGUGUCACCUUGGAUCAAACCUAUUUCUAAAGAAGAGAUUGAAGAAACAUUAAGAAAGCAGUUCAAAACAAUAUAUUCUCGAGAUUAUUUAGGAUUACAGCCAGGUGCUCCACAAGACUCUGCUCCCAUUCCACCAGACUGGAAAACAUUAGUUCCCCAGCCUCCGGACACUGAGGCCAGACGUAAUUAUCGGCCCCCAACCCUGGCUCCUGACUUAAUAAACUUGACUAAGAAAUAUGGAUGUAACAGAAAGCGCCAUGUUCCAGUGAAAGGCGCAGUUCCUUCAGUGUCUUCUGCUCAGAUCUGGAAUUAUGAACACACUAAACAGGUGUCCACAUACCAAAGAGAUUUUGGGAAAGAUGAUCUUGAGAUCUUAACAGUUCUGAAUUCUCUAGACCCAGAAACAGUUAAAGCAUAUGUGGAAAGAGCUCCUAAUCCAGGCACCAGUGAAGCUAAAAAGCAAAGUCAGAUUUCCUGAUAUCACCCUUUUAAUAUCACAGAGAAAGCAAUCCUUCAGAAUUUCCUUAACAAAGUCCGUGAAAACAUGACAUCUCAAAGACCUUCAUCCGCAAAGACACCAAGAGAGAAUCCACUCGAUGGCAUGUGAUAUCUGUCUGGGGGGAAAUUCAGCAAUAUCUUAGGAAAGCCAAAUAAUAGGUGAAUGCCCUUUUGAUCUCGAUCUCUCUCUAUAGUAAACCGUUUGAAGACUCAUAGCCAGUUUUCUUAUACUUCAAGGCUUCUUUUGAAAUGAUAAAAGACUGUAUUACUACCACAUCUCCUCUCUAGAAUGGAUUUAAGAUCGCUCAUCCCUGUCCCAGAAGGCAACUGUGUGUUUUAUAUAUUACAACCAGUCUGUACAAAUCCUUUUUACUAAUCCCUGAUUGUAUUGAAGAUAUGGUUCCCUCCGCCCUAUUAUCAUCCCCUUGUUUUAAUGCUGUUGCAGUUUUAAAAGGUUAAUUAAAUAAAAAGAUUAAAAGAAGAUCAAACAUUUAAGAAGAAAA
Molecule: messenger RNA, 1821 nt
Organism: Hemicordylus capensis (graceful crag lizard)
Lineage: Eukaryota; Metazoa; Chordata; Lepidosauria; Squamata; Cordylidae
Gene: TEX26
Product: testis expressed 26
Exons: 8
Coding region: 390-1298 (302 amino acids)
Cellular component (GO): cytoplasm
Source: RefSeq, a predicted model, not a curated record